Phytophthora sojae is the source of this 789-nucleotide messenger RNA. RefSeq lists its product as hypothetical. The coding region runs from base 1 to 789 and encodes 262 amino acids. The transcript is spliced from 3 exons. The record is from RefSeq and is a predicted model, not a curated record. NCBI's taxonomy places the organism in Eukaryota, Oomycota, Peronosporomycetes, Peronosporales, Peronosporaceae.
AUGAAAGCGCUUACUAGCGAGCUGAAAUUGCAACUCGACCAGUGGCGAGAGAUUUUACCGUUGGAUUGUUUGGGAGACAUUCCACCCGUGACGGCAUUUACAGGGCUGCCUGGGUCAUCGCAGUUGACGACUAUCCUCUCUGAGCCUUUCGCAGAGGGCUUUACACUGUCGUGGAUUGAGGAACAGCAGAAGCAGUAUCUGACGGACGUUCGCGCAGCGCUGGAUACGAUCCACCAACAGGCUAUAACGAUAAGCGAGCGCCGAAAUGUUCAAGCGCGAGGGUGUCGGACGGCUAAACCAGGGGUGCGCAUGGCCACGUUUCCAAUUGGGGAUUUCGUCCUUGCAGCUACGGCGAUCAAAGGUGGAAGCAAGCUUUCUCUGUAUUGGCGGGGUCCAAAACGUGUGGUGCGCCCACUCAACGAUUAUACGUUUGAGGUACAGGACAUCUGCGCUCCGUAUACAGUCACUGUUCGACAUGCUUCGCGGCUCAAGUUUUACCGUGAGGCUGGCCGAGGCUUCACCGAGGAUCUGGUUGCGCACGCUCUUCAUGGCGAAGGGGGCCACCUCGAGAUUUUUGUGCAGUGGAUUGGACUCGAUGCCGGAGAAGCAUCAUGGGAACCCGCAUCUGUCAUCUUUGAAGAUGUUCCGCAGCUUGUUCGUAAGUUUGUGGCCGAGUCCCGACCGGAUCAUCUGACGCGUCGCAUGUGGACGAAGUUAUCACCGGAUGACCCCAUUGAAGACAUCGAGCGACGCCAGCCUGAUCGCGGUCGUCGAAAAAGGAGGAUUUGA